This is a messenger RNA of Ochlerotatus camptorhynchus, 858 nucleotides long. RefSeq lists its product as uncharacterized. Gene Ontology annotation, molecular function: acyltransferase activity, transferring groups other than amino-acyl groups. Lineage: Eukaryota; Metazoa; Arthropoda; Insecta; Diptera; Culicidae. The transcript has 2 exons. The record is from RefSeq and is a predicted model, not a curated record. The coding region runs from base 1 to 858 and encodes 285 amino acids.
AUGUCACGUACCCGCGACACGCUUCAUUCCAUCACUCCGGAGCAGUGGCCUGAGCUGAGAGAUAUGUUCAAGAGUGGUUGGCCUCGUAAUGAGGUGCCGUAUAAUACAAUACAGAACUAUAUCAAGUGGGUGAAAAUUGAUCCUCGAAUCAAGCAGCUGGAGGUUCUGAGUUUGAACGACAGUUGGCGAGAGAACGGAACGUACAUAAUCAUCGACCGAUACUACAUGUUUUUUCACACCCUGGAAGAGUCGAUGGAUUCGUUGCGACGAGCUCUUCGGCUGCUUGAUUGGGACUACAGCUACCGAAUAAGUCAAGUUCACGAAUCCUGUCAGCCAGCGUUGGAUGAAGUGAUCCAGUUGUUUGCAAUCGAGCUACAGUUGUACAAUCAAACCGUUCUGUACAAAAUGACCAAGGAAGAGUCUCUCAAUCUGGAGCUUGUUUUACCAGAUGGACUUCACCUGAAGAAGCUGGAGCCCAAGCAUGCUUCCAUAGCCAACGAUGUCUGGUUCAAUCGGUGUGAAGGAUCGGAAUACACGCUAAGACGCCUUGCCGCAUGGAAUCCAUCGACAGGGCUGUUCAACGCAUCCGAUGAACUGCUAGCGUGGUGCAUGUGCUGGUCAACCGGGGCUAUCGCCGCUUUGCAGGUUGCCAAAGAACACCUUCGGAAGGGUUACGGUUCCAUCGUAGUGAAAGCGAUUGCCAAAGAAAUGGCCAAGGUGGGAAUGAACUGCUAUGCAAGCGUACACUGUAAGAAUUUGAUUUCUAACUUGCUGUUCAAAAAACUCGGGUUUGUGCCAAUUGGUUCCUACUGUGUCGCACAAACACGAGCUAAGAAAUUGGCUGAAUACGGUCAUUGA